This is a messenger RNA of Scheffersomyces amazonensis, 2015 nucleotides long. RefSeq lists its product as uncharacterized. Lineage: Eukaryota; Fungi; Ascomycota; Pichiomycetes; Serinales; Debaryomycetaceae. The record is from RefSeq and is a predicted model, not a curated record. Gene Ontology annotation, biological process: protein deneddylation. The transcript is spliced from 2 exons. Bases 31 to 1878 code for a protein of 615 amino acids. Gene Ontology annotation, cellular component: COP9 signalosome.
AGCUUAUCAAACCAGUCAGUAUACAGUAACAUGGAUGACGAAGAAAUAGAGGACGGAGAUUUCUACUCUGAUGAAGAGUCAUUUGAAUUUGAAUUUGAAGAUGAUGAAAACGAGGAUGCCAACGAAGACAAUGACGUAAUAGAAGAAGAUGAGGAUAUCGCAUUGCAAAAUAAGUACUAUUCCGCCAAGAACUUGAAAGAUGAAAAUCCUUUAGGAGCAAUUAAAGAAUUGAAAUCAUUAAUCGAUGGUGUAGAACAAAAUACUGAAAAUAUUGACUGGGUAUUUAAGUCAUAUAAGCAACUCAUUAAAAUCAAUUACAAUUUAGGAAACUAUGAAGAAUCACUACAAUAUCUACAAAAUGUCAUACCUGUACUAGGGUUAGUAAAAAGAGAUUACGCUGAAGAUUCCUUGAAUAAAAUGAUUAAUAAUUAUUCUGCCUCAAAGAAUACAAAGUUUGUUCUUUCCGUAUAUGAAGUCAUAUUGAAUUAUUUACAAAACUCAGAAGUAUCAUCUAUCAGUACUGAUAGAUUAUGGCUCAAGAUAAAUAUAAAUAGACUUAAUUCUCUUCUCGAUAGUGGAUUGUUCGACCAAUGUCCAGAUUUGUUAAAGUCUAUAAAUGAAAAAUUGAAUAAAGUUAAUGAAAAUACCAAAAACUCAUACUCUUUAGAAGUUAUUGCUGCUGAAAUUGAAUAUGAAUCACACAAAGAAAUUGGAAAUUUCAAUACCUUGAGUCGAUUGUAUCGCCGAAGUUUAGACAUAACUACGGCUGUCACACAUCCUAGAAUUUUGGCUACUAUUAAAGAAUGUGGUGCAAAAGUACAGUUCUUUAGGGGAAAUUAUGAGAAAGCAAGAUUAGAAUUCUACGAUAGUUUUAAGAAUUAUGAUGUUGCAGGUUUGCCAAAGAAAAAUAGAAUAUUAAAGUAUGUUGCUUUAUGUUCAUUAUUAACAGAAAGUGAGUUUAAUCCGUUUGAGUCUCAGGAGACACGAACUUAUGCAAAGCUUGCAGAAUAUUCCAAUUUAUUACUAUUGAUUAAAGCUUAUGAUGAAUUGAAUAUUGAAAAGUUCGAUCAAACUACUGAUAAAAUUAAUACUGAAAAUGAUCCAUUGAGUGAUGAUGAAGUAUUUAAACACGCAUUAUUUCAGAUAUCAGUUAAUUUGAAACAAAAACUCAUCUUAAAGUACGUCCAAGCCUACAAAACAAUUAGAUUUGAGUAUUUAACGAGAAAGCUACGUAUAAAUAUUGAAGAAUUGGAAGAUUUGUUAUUGAAGCUUAUGAAUGAUGGUAAGUUUGGAGAUAUGAGAGUUGAUUUUGAGGAUAAUUUUAUAGAAUGGGUUGGAGUAAGGAAGAAGUUAUUUACUCCUUUUAUUCAAACCAAAGAUAUAUAUGCUAAUUUGAAGGCUCUCUAUCUUCUCAAGUUUGACUUUACAUUAAAAGAUUUCAAACAAUCAAGCAAUGAAAGUGAUGGUAUGGAAAUUGAUAAGGUUUCAGAACUGAAUGAAGGAGAUUUUGCCUCUGAAUUUUUGAAUCUAUCAGAUUAUCCGCAAUUGAACGUUACUGAAGUAAUUGAAAUCUGGUACACUUAUAUGUAUUCAUCUAUUCCAAAUAUUGUCAAGUCUGAAACAAGUUUACUUUCUAAAUUAAGGUCAGAAAAUAAAAGUAUAUCUGUUGCUAAAGUUGAGGAAAAUAAUAAUAAUGAUAAUGAUAUGGCUGCCUUGAAUACAAGAGCAGGAAUUCUUAAUUCUACAGUUGGUUCAGAUGCUCAUGAGCAUGAGAAAGCUGAUGAUGAUGAUGACGAUGAUAUACUUACCAAGGCGGAUAUACUUGCUGGUUUGUGUAAUGAGUUAAAGAAACAUCAUGAGAAGAUUACUGCCCAUUAGUGUAAAAUAGUAUAUUGUCUUUUAGGGUUAACUAAAUAAAACUGCAAAAAAAAACUGUCGUAGCUAAUCGCACUUUUUUGCCAGAAAUGUCAUCGACUUGAAAAAUUUCAAUGAAAACUUUUUUGGAACUUUUAACC